GAGAAGACAGAGCGUGAGAGAGCGAGAGAGAAAGAGAGAGAGAGAGAGAGAGAGAGAGAGAGAGAGGGAGGUGGGGGGCUUGGCUGGGAGGCUGAGGAGGACCGUGGACCUGUGCGCAGAAGAAGAAGAAGAAGAAGAAGAAGCAGCCGAAGAAGAAGAAGACGAGGGGUCAUCGUCCGACACUUUCUCAUCACUGACAACCGCUCAGGAUUUCAGCCGUUCUUCCCCCUCACCUCCUCUGGCCUGACAGACCCACCAGCCCGUCACCAUGAACUACCUUCGCCGGCGUCUAUCAGACAGCAGCUUCGUGGCCAACCUCCCCAAUGGUUACAUGAUGGAUCUUCAGAGGCCGACCCCUCCAGGUUCAUCCACUUCCUCUCCUGCCUCCCCAGCCACAGAGAGGCGGCAGCCCCCGAGCAUCCCUAGCCAAACCCAGGGCUCGGGCUCAGCCUCAGGCUCAGCUCCAGGCACAGGGAGCUUCCUCAGCUCCUUCUCCAGUGUAGUGAAGAGCGCUCAGAUGGCCCAGAAUGUUGCCGCCGCUGCGCACGCUAAAUCAGCGGCAGCAUCAGCUGAAGGUGCCUCUGCAGGAAGCAGUCAACCAGCCAAGCCUGUCAUACGCAAGCCCAAGAUCCUGCUGGUGAUUGAUGAUCAGCACACAGACUGGGCAAAGUAUUUCAGAGGGAAGAAGCUGAAUGGAGAGUACGAGAUCCGAGUGGAGCAGGCGGAGUUCACAGAGAUCAACCUGGCCUCCUAUGUCAACUCGGGAUGUAUGGUGGACAUGCAGGUCAACAAAGGUGGCACUAAAGUGGUCAGGUCCUUCAAGCCAGACUUUGUCCUGAUCCGGCAGCAUGCCUACAGCAUGGUCCCCGGCGAAGACUUCAGGAACCUUGUGAUCGGCCUGCACUUUGGCGGCGUCCCGAGCAUCAACUCUGUCUUCUCCAUCUACAACUUCUGCAGCAAACCAUGGGUGUUUUCUCAGAUGAUUAAGCUCUACCACUCCCUCGGUCCUGAGAAAUUCCCACUGAAUGAACAAACCUUCUAUCCCAACCACACACAGAUGGUUACAACUCCUACCUACCCUGUGGUGGUCAAGAUGGGGCACGCCCACGCCGGUAUGGGAAAGAUCAAAGUUGAAAACCAACAGGACUUCCAGGACAUCACCAGUGUGGUGGCUCUGGCCGGAACCUAUGCCACCACCGAGCCCUACGUCCAGUCCAAAUAUGACAUUCGCAUCCAGAAGAUCGGCAACAACUACAAGGCUUACAUGAGAACUUCCAUAUCUGGGAACUGGAAGGCUAACACAGGUUCUGCCAUGUUGGAACAGAUUGCAAUGACUGACCGAUAUCGGCUGUGGGUGGACUCAUGUGCUGAGAUGUUUGGUGGCCUAGACAUCUGUGCAGUCAAGGCUGUCCAUGGAAAAGAUGGCAACGACUACAUCAUCGAGGUGAUGGACAGCUCCAUGCCUCUGAUUGGUGAGCACAUAGAGGAAGAUAAACAGCUGAUCACAGAGCUGGUCAUCAACAAGAUGGCCCAGGUGCUGCUGGGAGUUUCAAUACCUCAGCCUUCCUCUGUCAAGACCACACAGCCCAGACGAGGAGGACACCGCUCUGCUUCCGCUUCUCCAUCCCAGUCAGCCCAGGGGUCACCUCAGCGAGCCCGGUCAGCCACCACUUCGCCCAGCCAGGCAUUCCAGCCUGGUCCCAUCCCCGCCUCAUCCGGGCCUGGAGCUCAGAAACAGUCACCACAGCUAAACAAAUCCCAAUCGCUGACCAACACCUUCACAGAGACGUUACGAGGAAGCCUGACCGACGAUGAGGCCAAAGCUGAGACUAUCCGCAGCCUCCGGCAGUCCUUCGCCAGCCUGUUCUCUGACUAAACAUCUCCCCAGAAACGUCCUCUUCCUGUCAGUCAUCAGGUGUGAAAAAAGAACCUGACUGGUUAAUCUGUUACGGAGUCUCUUUCCUCCUCUGAGCCUCGGCUCCCUGUUCUUUCUCUUUCCUUCUCCAUGUUUGUGAAGUUUAAGACCUGGUGCAACCCGCUGUUCUCAAAUCAACAAUAAAUUUAUCUCUAGAAAGGCCAACAGAUUUAUAAAGUCUUAGAUCAAGGUCACCAAGGUCAUGACUGAUGAUGUCAAAUUUUCUAGCUCUAUCUGUCUUUCUCACAGGAGCUACAGUAUUAAAGAUGUGGGAUGUCAGUGCAGGUGCAGAAUCAAACCAAAUCCCAUUCAAAUUUCUGUAACUUCUUUGCUGUUCAUGCCAAUUAAGAAUAUAAGCAUUAAGCAUAUAAGCAUAUGAAGACAUACACUAGGUUCAUAUAAACAUUUGUUUAGCCUUUAUUUUGUAAUUUUUUUCCCCACAUGCUACUGGAACUGUCUCCUUAUACCUAUAAUUCCUAGUGUUUUAUUUAACAACACUCCAGGGUUCAGAUCAGCAGUAGAGCCAAUGACAGUUUGGCCUUUCUAGUGGUAAAUAAUUACAGUAAAUAAUCACAAUCUAGCUGGUACUGCUUGGUAUAUAGUCGUUAUUCUGCAUUUGUUUGUCCAACCAGUGAAACUGUUUGCGAUCUGUCCACGUUUUAUUUAUUUAUAUAUUUAUUUCUAUUUAUUUUCAUAAUUUUAAUUGACACGCAGCUUCCAAACUGUUUGCAGAUGUCUACAGCAAUAUUCUUAUCUAAAACUGUUCCAGUUAACUCAUGAGAAAUGUACUGAAUCCGCACGGUUCACCAGCGAUCUUUCAAGCAUCUUGCCAGCAGCCACAUUUCUCAGACAUCCAUGUGCUGUAGACACAUAUUGGCUUACGUAGUGACUCCUCUACCCUGGCCUAAAAUUACCAAAGUGCUUUUUAAUAAAACAUUAAAAACAAUCCCCUCUGCACUAGGUCAAGAAAACAAUCACACAGCGAACCAACCAUUGAGCUUGUGAUUUCACAAGGUGCAAAUGCUGUACUGGCUUACAGCCAUCGUCUUCCAUCACAGUUCAGAUCUUCCCCUGCAAUUGUUCCUUUUCUUGAUGUUUUGUGCUUUGUGAAUAGCACUACGGAGUAUUUUUGUGGGGGAUUUGUAAGAUAAGAAGUACUGCUCUGUGUUUAAAGGCGAACAGUUAGGAUGUAAUAUUUAAUGGCGUUUAAUGUGCUUCAAUUUCCACUGAGACAGAAAAGUUUUGGCUCUAUAACAUGAUAUCUUCUAUCUUUAUCUUCCUGUAUUCUCUACAACUAGUGUCAGCUGGGAUUGCAGCUGGGAUUGCAUAUAAUUUACCACCAUUGCAGUGGUAGUAGCCAUAGCUGCUACUCUUCCAACAUUUAUCCUGCUUUGGAGCUGCACGUAAAUGAAUGUACAUCAAGUCAAACUAUUAUUUUCUAACAGAAAACCAACAACAUAUGUAACAAAAUGUAUAACCAUGUUUUGUUAUACAUUUUGUUACAUAUGUAGAGCUGUAAUUUCUUUAUAAUUUCCUGGGAAGAAUUAUGAAAUUUGGUACAAAUGAUAAUGAAAAUGUAGACCAUGUUUUGAGAAGUUACUUGAUGACAUAUGUACCCACAACUAGGAAAUAUUAGCAUUUAUAAACAGCUGAUGAUGUCUGGAGGACUUUCCUUAUUGAACUGCAGAACCUACAGAUAGAAUGCACAAACACUAUAUUGUAGCCUUCAAUGAAAAAAAGGAAAAAAGAUACAUAUUAAUCUAUAUAUUAAUUUAUUUGAUAUAAACCAAGUUAUUUGUUGAGUUGUAUGCUAAAAGACAGUUAUAUGGGUAAAGGAAGUUUAAAGGUGCUAUAUGUAGGUUGUUUUGCUAUUGUUACAUAGCCAACAUCAGCAUUAACAGCUGUUUACUUAGUGAGAGCUUUUAGCCAUUAUUAUGUUUACAAGACAUCUUCACCCUCUCAUGUUGGUCUGAGGGCAGACUGGACACUACAGUGACUCACUGUUGCAGAGUGGUAUUAUGAGACAAGGUAGCUGUUUAGCAUGCUAAGAAGGAAAAAAGUGAUAGAUGCAAAAUAAGACUUAACAUCUGCGUUUCUUUCAACCGUGGAGACAGCACUUGGCGAGUAAAGGAAUGAAGUUUGAUGCUGAACUCACAAUGUUUCUUCUGGACUGGUAAGUAAACAGCUGUUCAUGAUAAUGUUGGCUAUGUAGCAAUAGCAAAGCUUUACAUAUAGCACCUUUAAGUUUGUUGGAAUUAUUUUAAAGGGUACCAACUGUACACUGUCUCAGUUUUCCUUAUAAUUAGCACCAAAUUACAUCUUUUACAGGAAACAUUAUAUUGUUAAAUUACAAGGACUUGUAAAGUUAAUUGUUAGCAAGCUUUUUUCCCCCCAAAACACUUACUGCAACUUUGGUGCAACACUUGCUCACAGUGGGAGAUUGACUGUAUAUGUUGCUUUUCAUGCAGAGCACAAUCACAAUCUAAUAAUUUAUAAACUGGCCAUUUUGCAGGAAGUUGUCAAGAUGUCUGUUAGUUGGCUCUAUGUCUGUGCUACAAACUGAAUAAGCCUAGAUCUCCCAUUUUAUUUAGACGGGCCUGGAGAAAAAAGAAAAUUAUUGACUGCAGUGUGUACAAAUAAGACACUUGAAUAUCAGUGAGCAGUAUGCAGUAGUUUCAAUGGACCUGUUAUGAUUCCAAAGUUUAAAGUUUUCAUUAAUAAUAAUAAUAACAAUAAUAAUAAGGCCCUGAUUUUAUGAUAAAAUCUAUUCAAAUGCAUGAAGCUGUAUAAAAUGUGUGUGGGUGUGUAUGUGUGUGUGUAAAGUUGUAAAUUGCCAUCAUGAUUAGUAACGAUACUACCACAAACAAGAACAGCCCAUUUUUGCAAUAAUUAUGUUAAUAACAAGUUUUGGGUUUUUUUUCCAUUUUGACUUUAAACUUGGAACUCACAUUUUCUUUUACCAAGCUUUUAUUUGGGGGCAUUGCCUUCCAGUCUCACUGGCAGUAACAUAAAAAACUAGCAUUGUUUGUCCAUUCACAACAUGCCUACUAUAGUGCUCAUAACCAACAAUUGUACAAAGCAAUGAUCAGGAUUGGAGUUUUACAAACAGUUGCUCUGGAGCAAAAAUGAUUUGAUUGGUUGCAUUUAUCAUCGGUGUGUGGAGCUACAUAAUCACAGUUGUUAGUCUAGUUGCUAGUUAAACUAGUUAUUAAUUAUUAGGUGCCGUUGUUACUCCUAUUAAACUCCUAUUAAACGUUUUCGCAAAGUACUGUUGACUAAUAACACACUGGCAGAUUGAGUACUUUUUUUUUUUUUUUUUUUUGGAAACAGGUAGACCCCCAUCGGCUGAAAUGAUAACUGUCACUAGCAGAUUUUAUCAACUGUAGCUAGCCAGCCAGUUAAGCCAACAUUAGUUUCAUUGGUUUGUUGAAAAAUGCUUUGAAAUGCUCCUUUUAAGUUAUAUUAUUACUGUAGGCAGUAAGCUCACCUGCUCACCUUCAAAUAUCAUGAAAUUUGUGCCAGUGAUAUUAUAUUUGUGCCAUUUAAGCUUGCCAAACCUGACAAGCAGUCAUAGGUUGUAAUAAAUCUGUCUCCAAGGAUUGUUUGGAGUAAGUAAAACUCUGAUCAGCAGUCAGCUUUAUCUUUGAGUUAAUGCAGUGUCUUGUCACUGAGCACUUUUGCAAACAUGUCAUCACCUUUGGCACUGUGUCAAAACGGACCAAAUUAGCAUAUUGUGAGACCCCCUGAAGGUUUAAAUCAUAUUGUUUUGUCUUUUUUGUAAAGAUGCCUACCACUUAGUAUGUUAUACUGCAGUGUGAUAAGCCAUAACAAAACCAUGAGGAUUUAGUAUCCCACAUGUGCCACGCAAUAAUGGCUGUGACGUCACUGAUAUACUGACAUAUUAACUUGAUCACUGUGUCUGACAGAAGGUGGCCUGUCCUGCCCUAAAGAGGCACACAGCAGUAACUGUUUUUGAUUUUAAAUUAAAAUCAUGUGAAAUCAUACCACACAGUUUAAUUACCUUUACUUCUGUCAGGAUGAAAGAUAAACUUUGAUGUCACUUUUCUCAGUUUUACAGCACUUUGGGUUUAAAAUACAGUUUAGGAUUUAGCUGAUGCCAUACAUAUGCUCAUCUCUUAGGUCAGAUUAUAAUCAAUGACCAGAUGUCAGAUAAUUUAAACCUCUCACAAGUAUAUACUUGCUUUUCUUUCUUUUUUUUAAGGAACAGACAGAAUCUCUCACUCAGCUGCUAUACAGUAGCUUAACACACCUAUUUGUUUUUUUGAUUUGACUCAAUUUGAACUGAGCUGCAAAGUUUACUAGCAACUACCUCAAGUUCAGCAGUGCUCUGCAGAAACUGACUGUAGAGUGGUAGUUCUGGAAAAGAUUUUGUGAAAACAACAAUGUAGUGUGUGUGACAUCAACCUGGGGAAGAUCAGAGUCUAGGUUUCCUCCAACAUGCAAGCAUUUGCAUGUAACACCUUGCACACUAUGAUGUGAGAGCUGCUCAGUCACUCCACAAACAUACUCCUCUCUAAGCAUUAGUGUCCCCUCAGUGGAAUGUGAAUAAAUGAAGAUCUUAAUAUUUUUGACUUCUGGAGAGAAACUGGUGUUUCCCUCAUUGUACCAUCAUUGAUCAGGUUUUGAAUCUGACAUGAUUAUUCCCAUCUGUUAUAAUUUACUAUAUUAGAUUUUCAUGUGUAGCUCUUCAUUUUUAUAUAGGACCAGAUAAAUAUACAUAGCCUGGGGGGCAACAAGGGUCCAGUUUUGUUCCAGGGCCCCCUAGCAGGUUUAUCCAGCCCCGGUUGUGGAUCUUUUGUUUUUUGUUUUUUUUUUUUGUAACAACAGUGAGCAACAAAGGAACAAUUCAAAGAAGCUCCACUUAGUCUUCCUCACCAAAAUCUCCUAACCUCUAAUCAUCUCUUCCAAAACCUGUUGUUGAUGUCACAGAUGCCACAUCAACAUUCUUUUAUGGUUGAUGCUCAUUUCACAAAAUUUUGUGAAACAAGCAUCACUUCACACUCUAUGUUUUCUUUUAUUGCAGAUUUUCAGAUAAACAAAACAUUUUAUUUGGAGACAAUGCAAUACUCUGCUGUGUAACUUUGUUUUCUUUUAGUUAUGAUAUGGUUGAGUUGCAGGCUCAACUUUGGGUGUGUUGAACUGAUACAUAGCCUAACACCGAAUUGAAUAUGCAGCCACAGAGACUUGCCAUUAAUACAGCUAAUACUGCAAGGAAAUCCACUUAAAAUGUGGUAUUUGUAAAUGUGAGAAAUAAUGUCAUUGCACGGGUUUAUUUGCUGAUCAUUCAGUCCACUGUGUUCCUUCCUCUCUGCUGAAUGGUGGGUGGUAUUGUAUGGUACUUUAAGUGUAUUGAUGUUCUGUAUAUUGGUGUAAAUGUGGCAUGAAAACCAACCCCUCUUGUGUGCCUCAGGUGUGUAAAUUUGGUCGUUAUGUGAUCUUAAUGUCUGGCUGCUUAUUUGUGAGAAGUGUGAUGCAUCUCAUGUGUAAUUUAUUAGUAUUAAGAUUAUUUUGUUUUCUGUACUUUUGUUUUUUGUCUGAAAAUCAAGAUUUCUGUUAUUAAAAGUAACAACUUUUAUUACA
Lates calcarifer (barramundi perch) is the source of this 7516-nucleotide messenger RNA. Its product is annotated as synapsin-3. Lineage: Eukaryota; Metazoa; Chordata; Actinopteri; Centropomidae. Bases 269 to 1876 code for a protein of 535 amino acids. Gene Ontology annotation, biological process: neurotransmitter secretion. Gene Ontology annotation, molecular function: ATP binding. Gene Ontology annotation, cellular component: synaptic vesicle membrane; synaptic vesicle. The record is from RefSeq and is a predicted model, not a curated record. The transcript is spliced from 14 exons.